Messenger RNA from Dentiscutata erythropus, 162 nucleotides. Lineage: Eukaryota; Fungi; Glomeromycota; Glomeromycetes; Diversisporales; Gigasporaceae. The record is from the annotation of a GenBank genome assembly.
AAACUGGAAUGUGUAUUUAUGUAUCAAGAGUUAGUCCGACCACCAUUUUUACUUCGGUACCGGAAGAAAUUGAUGGUGGAAUUGUUGGAGUAAAUCGAUCGGGGCAGAGAAAUGAUUUACCAGGUAUUGAAGAUAUAUGUUCAGAUGAUACAGACAUUUCUG